CGGCCACGUGAGGAUACUAUUUACACCUCACGCGUUCGUUAGCAAGGCGUCGAAGAAGAGCAACUUCCGUUUUCCGCUCGGCUCCCGCCCCGCUCCGCCAUCAUGAAGUCCUGAACAAAAACGGAUGAGAGUCGAGCAAAAUGGGGAUAACACGAACUGUUGAUGAAAUCCGCCGACAGCAUUAUCGUAAUGACAGUGCACAGUGCUGAGCGGAGCGGAGCUGUCCAUUUGAAUGCACCAGCCUCCCACUGAAAGCGUCCCCGGCAGCUCCUGGCGUUGCGUUAUUUAGUUAGCGCUGGUGCUAACAGCAGCCAGAGCUAGCCGCUGAUUUUCUCGACGCUGCUGCUGCUAGGUUAGCUGACAGGCGUCGGUCUAGCUAGCUGUCACUUAAACUGACUGCCACUUGACUCAUGUCAAGUCGCACACGCCUGCUAGCUGUCCAAUUGACUGGGGGCAUCAGGAUGGAGAGGGGUUUAAGUAAAAGCAUCGACAGGCAGAAUGUGGUUUAUUGGUGUUGAAUAGACACCAGCACCGAGGAAAGAGGAGUGAAGACCACUAUUUUCCAGCCAGGCCAGUUAGCUAGCUUCAGAGCUAGCUACAGUGGAUCCCAAAAGCCACGGCGCUGGCCAUGCCGUCGAGUGUGCGGGCCGGGAGCCUGAAGGACCCGGAGGUGGCUGAGCUCUUCUCGAGGGAGGAUCCCGAGAAGUUCUUCACGGACCUGAGGGAGAUCGGCCAUGGGAGCUUCGGAGCAGUGUACUUUGCCCACGACAUCCGCACAAAUGAGGUGGUGGCCAUCAAGAAGAUGUCAUAUAGUGGCAAACAGUCCAAUGAGAAAUGGCAGGAUAUCAUCAAGGAAGUGAAGUUCCUCCAGAAACUGCGCCACCCCAACACUGUGGAGUACCGUGGCUGCUACCUGAGAGAGCACACAGCCUGGCUGGUGAUGGAGUACUGCUUGGGUUCAGCUUCUGACCUUUUAGAAGUCCACAAGAAACCGCUGCAGGAAGUGGAGAUAGCUGCCAUAACCCAUGGUGCAUUGCAGGGAUUGGUGUAUCUUCACUCUCACAACAUGAUUCACAGGGAUGUGAAGGCCGGAAACAUCUUGUUGACAGAGCCAGGUCAGGUCAAACUGGGAGACUUUGGCUCGGCCUCUAUUGUCGCUCCAGCCAACUCCUUCGUGGGAACACCUUACUGGAUGGCCCCUGAGGUGAUCUUAGCCAUGGAUGAGGGUCAGUACGACGGGAAGGUGGAUGUGUGGUCACUUGGCAUCACCUGCAUAGAGCUGGCGGAAAGGAAGCCUCCUCUGUUCAACAUGAAUGCUAUGAGUGCCUUAUACCACAUCGCCCAGAAUGAGAGCCCUGUGUUGCAGUCUAAUCACUGGUCGGAUUAUUUCCGCAAUUUCGUGGACUCCUGUUUGCAGAAGAUCGCCCAGGACAGACCUACCUCUGAUGUGCUGCUCAAGCACCAUUUCCUAUGCAGAGAGCGUCCCAUGACAGUUGUGAUGGACCUGAUUGCACGCACCAAGGAUGCUGUUCGUGAGCUGGACAACCUUCAGUACCGGAAGAUGAAGAAAAUCCUCUUUCAUGAGGCGCACAAUGGUCCCGCACCUGAAGGAGGCGAUGAGGAAGAGGAUGUGGAGCAGUACAUGCUGCGCACCGGCACAGUCAACAGCAUGGAGAGCUCCCACUCUCUGCCAUCCAUGUCCAUCAGCGCCAGCUCCCAGAGUAGCUCGGUCAACAGUCUGGCAGACGGCUCCGAUGACAGUGGGGAGAUGGCCAUGAUGCAGGAGGGAGAGCACACCGUCACCUCCAACAGCUCCGUCCUGCACAAGCCGCUGAGCCAUGACAACAUCUAUGAUGAUCCCUAUCAGCCAGAGGUUGAUUCUCAGCGAGAAGCUGCAUCUGCUGGUGGUGGUGGAGGAGGAGGAGGGGGAGGGGGCAGACGUCGACGAGGCCGAGACCAUUUUGCCACCAUCAGGACCGCCUCACUGGUCACCCGUCAGAUCCAGGAACACGAGCAGGGCUCUGCACUGAGAGAGCAGAUGUCCGGAUAUAAGCGAAUGCGGCGUCAGCACCAGAAGCAGCUGAUGGGCCUGGAGAACAAGCUUAAGGCCGAGAUGGACGAACAUCAGCUGAGAUUGGACAAAGAGCUGGAGAAUUUGAGGAACAGCUUCUCAGUGGAAGGAGAAAAACUCACCAAGAAGCACCAGGGUAUCCUGGAGAAAGAGGGAAAGGCGGUCGUGUCUGAGGAGAAGAAGUUCCAGCAGCACAUUCUGACGCAGCAAAAGAAGGAGCUGACCGGCCUGCUGGAUUCCCAGAAACGACAGUAUCGCCAGCGCAAAGAGCAGCUCAAAGAGGAACUGAACGAGAAUCAGUCAACGCCAAAGCGGGAGAAACAGGAGUGGUUGGUGCAUCAGAAGGAGUGCCUGCAGCAGCGGCAGGCUGAGGAAGAGGCGGGUCUGCUGCGGAGGCAGAGGCAGUAUUAUGAGGUGCAGUGUCGCCAGUACAAGAGGAAGAUGCUGCUGUCACGCCACAACCUGGAGCAGGAUCUGCUCAGAGAGGAUCUGAACAAAAAGCAGACUCUGAAGGACUUGGAGUGUGCCAUGCUGCUGCGUCACCACGAAUCCACCCAGGAGCUGGAGUUCCGCCAGCUGAGUUUGGUGCAGCGUACGCGGGCCGAGCUGAUCCGCACGCAGCACCAGACGGAGCUCACCAACCAGAUGGAGUAUAACAAGAGGCGCGAGCAAGAGCUGCGUCAGAAACACGCCGUGGAGGUCCGCCAACAGCCCAAGAGCCUCAAAUCCAAAGAGCUUCAGAUCAAGCGUCAGUUCCAGGAUACCUGUAAGAUCCAAACCCGCCAGUACAAGGCCCUGCGCAACCACCUCCUGGAGAACACGCCCAAAUCGGACCACAAGGCCGUGCUGAAGCGGCUGAAGGACGAGCAGACUCGUAAGCUGGCCAUCCUGGCCGAGCAGUAUGACCACUCCAUCAAUGACAUGCUGUCCACACAAGCUCUGCGACUGGAUGAGACGCAGGAAGCGGAGUACAAGGUGUUGCGGAUGCAGCUGCAGCAGGAGCUGGAGUUGCUUAACGCCUAUCAGAGCAAGAUCAAGAUCCACACGGACACGCAGCACGAGAGAGAAGUCAAGGAUCUGGAGCAGAGGGUGUCCAUCCGCCGGGCCCUGCUGGAACAGAGGAUCGAGGAGGAGAUGCUGUCCCUGCAGAACGAGCGCUCAGAGCGUAUCCGCACCCUCCUGGAACGGCAGGCCAGCGAGAUCGAGGCGUUCGAUGCAGAGAGCCUGCGUCUGGGUUUCAGCAACAUGGCGCUGACCGGCAUUCCCAGCGAAGCCUACCCCAAACAGGCCUACUCCAACGCGCCGCCCUCCAGCUCCCGCUCAGCUGGCCACUGGAGUCACGGCAUCCACCCGCAGAACGUGCCCUCCCAGCAGCUCUCCCGCCGCAGCCACAACAGCAGCGGCGGCGGGGAUCGCAGGGGCGAGUCCUCCUCUUCCUCGCACGGCCUGGGCAUGGCCCUGGGGCUGGGCCGGGAGGGGAGGGAGAUGCACCACUCAUCGCGCUCUUCCGCCUCUUCUUCCUCCUCCUCCUCCUCUUCGUCUUCCUCCCACCACCAGCGACACCACCUACCCCAGCACUACCACCACCAGAGCACGCCACAGCUCUACCGCGAGCGGGAGAGGGAUCGAGAUAGGGAGCGGGAGAAGGAGAGGGAGCGGGAGUGGGCCGGAGUGCGGGGCUCCGGCGGCGACCUGGCCCACCCACACCCCCUGCCCUUCUCCCAUCACCUGCCCUCACGCUCCUCCUCUCAGUCCCUGGCGAUGCUGCCUCCCCCGCCCCCUGCCCCUCCCUCCAUCUCCGGGCCGUCCUCCUCCUCUUCUUCUUCCUCCUCCUCGCAGGGGGGGAUUUACGGCGGAGGUGGCGGCGGCGGCAGCGGGCUGGCCGUGCGUGGCGCCCCCAGCCUGAUGGCCCUGAGAAACAGCCCCCAACCUCUGAGGAGAACGGCGUCCGGCGGGGGGCCAGGAGGCGCCGGGGGUAGCGACGGCGUCCUGAGCCGAAGCACCUCAGUCACUUCGCACAUCUCCAACGGCUCCCACCUCUCCUACUCUUAGACAGCAGGCGGUAAAACAGCGGAGAGCCUGGUAGGAAGAAGGGUGGGAGGGAUUUAGGAAGGUAGCUACCACAGGCUGCAUCUCAAUACUCUCAGCUUGCCACCUUUCUUUCUUUCCUUCCUGGGCUGAUCUCAAUUCUAAACUCUUAACACAAAGGAUUUAGGGACGUAGCCAUUUUCUCUUAACGCGCAGAAAGUCAAAGAGAUCAGAAGCAAAGAAAGGACAAACUGACAUUAUUGAGCUGCACCCUGCCUCUUUAGACUCAGGGUGGGUGGAGAGGUUUCCUUCCAUUCCCACAAGUAUCAAAGAGGGAGGGAGGGAGGAAUGUAACCACCUGUAAAAUCACUGGAUUAGGGUGACAUUAGGUUAAAAAAAAAAGACACUUCUGUUUAAUGUUUUUAUCUUUGUAUAAAAGUGAGAUAAGGCGCGUGAAAGAGGGGACGAUUAGCAUUUUUUUCCCUGUUUGUGUCCUCCUGGAACUGCACAGAGAGAGAGAGGGGAUGGCAGCCAUGUCUUCUUCUAUGAUGUUCUUUGCUGGAAUGGAGAAAGAGCGAGGACGAGGGAGGAAACGAGGGUGAUGUUUUGUUGCAUUGUGUGUGUACUCGUAUGUAGUUCGUAGUAGUCCAGAUAUUAUCCAGCAAGCGCCCGUAAACUGGACACGCCGAAUGGGCAGAAUACAAGAAGAAAAAUAGGGUGGGGGUGAGGGGUUACUCUAAUAUCCAGACUUCUGGAGUUUGGAAAAACAUUUUUUUAUUGCUUUAAACUUUUUUUUUUUUUUUGUUAAUUUCUCUCUUUUUUUGUAUUGUGUAUUUAAAAGAAAAAACACACACGUAAAAAAGUUGCUCGGAACGUCACCAAUGCCUUUAAGGGGUUCUUAAAGGGAUGUCGUGCCAUCUGAUUUUUUUUUUUUUUUUUUUAUUUGACGGCUGCGAGGCGAUUCAAAGCCGAAUACAAAUAACACGGAAUGUUUGUAAAGUUAAGAGACUCUUCUUUAAAAAAACAAAAAGAGAUAAAAGAAAAAGGAAAAAUGGGAUGAGGAAAAAUCUUUAUGUGGAAAUGUACAAAUACAUAUGGAGAGAGGGGGAAAAAACACAUAGCUUUCUGGCAUCCAUGACGUAUUGAGUAUCUAAACAACAUAGGUGUCUAUGGGAGUCACUCCAAUUGCAUGAGAUAGAUGUGCAAAAAAGAAAAAAGAAAAAAAAACAUUUGUAAAAACAUGACCAAACACAUUUGAAAUGUACCGUACCUGUCCCGAGUUUCACUGGCAUUUAAAACCACUCGUCCCACAUUUGGUUAGUUUUUGGAUCUUUACUGUACAUAUUUAUGGGAAUAUUAAAGAAAAAACAACAAAAAAACAAUCAUUUGGUUUUAUAGAGUAACAAAGAUAAUGAUAGUAAUUUUGAUAUAUUCAAAAAUGACUAUUGAAUUCAAGAUUUAGAGUGACAGCUCCAAUUGCAUUUUCUAUAGGUGUCAAUAUUACCAUAACUAAUCCUGAUGUAAGUGUUGUUGUAAUCAUGUUCACGGUUAUUUUUUAAUUUUUAUUUUUUUCUUGCGACAAGCAAAAAGGGCCCACUUUUGGCUGUGUAACAAACAAAAAAAACACAAAAAAAGGUGAUAAAAACUGUUGUCAGGUGUGGUGUGUUCAAGGUCUUAAUGAUUAUUAAUAAGGGAUUAUUGAUAAUUGUUAAUGAUUUAUUUUGUAUGUGUGUCGAGCAGUAAAGUCUAGUUAUAUUACCACUUCUUUCUUUUUUUUCAUUUUUAGACUGAAUUUCAAAGAGACACUCUUACAACAACACCCCGCUAUUCACGUGAACACAGACCUCUUCUGGACUUUCAUAGAGGAAAAAAAAAAUUGGCCACUGGAAUGUAAACGCUGGUUUUCCUUUUUUAUUUGUUUUCAGGGUUAAGUUGAGAAUCUGACUGCUGAAGGGUGCAGCAUGCAAUCAGUAUGUUUAAAAAAAAAUAUUUUUAAAGUGUGCGGAGAAGGAAGUGAAAGUGAAAGGACGGGCCUCGACCGAGCUGCUGUGGAGGUGCGCCCUCUGGUGCCGGCACAGCAGCAGUGACAGCAGCAGCCCGUCCACACGGAUCAAUAAGACCCAUCAGUGUUUGGUGUGACGCCCACAGAGGGUCUCGUGGGCUGAUAUUUACUUGAAGAAGAUCAGAAAUAACUUUUUUGUUUCUGUUUUUUUUUUUUUUAUUCUUGUUACUUUAUUUAAAAAAAUGGAAAAAAGGAUAAUCACCCUGCUGUUUGUAUGACUCAGAAACACCAGCUCAAGACAAUUCCCUGUAUAACCUACUACUUUAUGCUUGGUUGGAAUCUCAGUGCAUGCAUAAACUCCUUAUAUAAACUAAGACUGGUGGAUUGGAGACGGCCGUUGUGUGUGGGGACAUCAGUGUGACUGUGUUUUUAGACCGGCUGUCAGGGGUUUCGGUGAGAGGCAGGGGAGCCUCGGUUCCCGUGGCGAGCCCUGGAUGAAGGAGGAUGAGGAUUGAACACAUGCUCGGCGGUGCUUUGCAGAGAUUUUUGGGGGAGGGUGUUGAAAUUCUUAUUAAAUAUUCAAGUCAAGCAAUUCCAAGCUUGAGGAAGGAGAGGAAUAAGGGUCUUAACACAUGUGCUGGAAAAGAAAUGGGGUGCUUUAAAAAAGUAAUUAAAAAAAGAUAAUAAAUUGAUAUUAACACAUUAACUUGUCUUGAUUUGAUUUCUGGUUUUCACGUAACUUUUAAGUAUCUGAAAAAGGGGCCUAAAUGAUCUUAGUUUCAGUUUCUACAGUGUGAAUAUUUUCUGUUUUUUAAGAUAUGGCAAAGAACAUCUGUCAGUGUUUUUACAUAUUUUUAGGCAGUAGGGGGCUCAAACAAGU
Oreochromis aureus is the source of this 6981-nucleotide messenger RNA. RefSeq names its product TAO kinase 2b (gene taok2b). The record is from RefSeq and is a predicted model, not a curated record. Lineage: Eukaryota; Metazoa; Chordata; Actinopteri; Cichliformes; Cichlidae. The transcript is spliced from 20 exons. The coding region runs from base 629 to 4123 and encodes 1164 amino acids. Gene Ontology annotation, biological process: protein phosphorylation. Gene Ontology annotation, molecular function: ATP binding; protein kinase activity.